CUCAGGCAAGUCGGCAACAAUCUCAGGUAGAAAUAGAAUCAAUGGCAGAACAGAGCAGACGGAAAGACGAUAAAUAGCAAAACCCUAGCUGAAUCGAACCACGAAAGAAGUUUUCUUUAUCUCUCCGUUAAUCUUAUUAUCCUUAUUCAGACUUCUCUCGCUCUUCAUUUUUCCUGAUAUAGUAUUAGUAAGGAGGGAAACUAUGGUUGAAGAUGACUUGGGUAUUGGUGGUUUGGAGAGACAGAAACUCCGAAAAUCUAUGGAGAAAAUCAAAGCUGAUGCUUCCGGAGUAAUAACAUGCGUCCGUCAAUUGAAAGGCUUACUCGACCAUUUUGGCAUGGUUGAAGGCAACAUUGAGAAGAGGUCCCGGGAGCUAGAUCUAAAGGAGAAGGAGCUGCAGAUUUUGAGCUCAGACCUUGAGAAAAAGAGUCGAACUUUUGAAGAAGAAAAGUCCAAAGCUGGUGAUUUGAAGAAACUAACGGAAGAGUGUACUCAAGAACUGAGGUUAAAGAGGAAUGACUUGACAAUAAAGCUGGAUUCAUUGACCAGGGUUCAGAGUGUGCUUGAGUUAAAGGAUAAACAAUUGGGACAGCUUACGGCUGAGCUUAAGAGGCGUUUCAAUGAGGCUCGUAGUAUUCAAGAGCGUAAGAAAGAAAUGGAAGCGGAAACAGAAGGAAAGAAGAAAGAGUUGACCCUGAUUGUUAACCAGAUUGAAGAAUCUGGCAAGUUGCUUGAGAAGAGGUCUAGGGAAGUUGAGUUGAUGGAGAAAGACAUUGAAGAUAAAGGAAAAGAACUUGAUUUGGUCAAGAGUCAAGUCAACUCAUGGGAACAGAAACUCGUUCAGCUUAGGACAUUGGUCAAUGAUGAUUGUACAACUGAAGUAAGUCCAAGGAAAGAGCAAGCGGAUUCACCGAACAACACUCAUGUGGAAGUGGAGCUGAAGAAGAAGCAACAGUUGAGACAGACGAAAACCGUGCUUGUGAAGCAUACUGGGGUAGAGGAGGACAACAACAAUCUUGUUUCAGGUUUAACUCCGGGAGUCAAAGUUGUUGUUCUGUCAUCAUCUCAUGUUAAGUCCACCGAUGAGACGAUGAAAGACUCCUGAGGAAACUGAAGAGAAGCUUUACACUGCAAGGAGAGAUUACUACUUAAGUGAGCUUUUAUUUUGGGUUAACUCUAGAAAAAUAGUAAGUACGAGUAACCCGUAGUUAUAGGACUGUUAGUGUGUUAGAACUGAGAACUGAGAACUGAUUUUGUAUGCAUCUAUGAGGAGGCAAUGCUAGGUCCUUUAACUCCUAAUGUUAUGGUCUCUUUCGGUUGUUCUCUGUGGUUCGAACCUUUGAUUGAUUCCACCCAAAUAUGACGUUACUAUCUAGUAUCUAAUCUACA
This is a messenger RNA of Camelina sativa (false flax), 1389 nucleotides long. RefSeq lists its product as uncharacterized. NCBI's taxonomy places the organism in Eukaryota, Viridiplantae, Streptophyta, Magnoliopsida, Brassicales, Brassicaceae. The record is from RefSeq and is a predicted model, not a curated record.